AUGCUACAAACACGGGCAACGAAGUUAUCCGGAUCGCUCAAGCCACUCGUGCGGGCCCAGCGCCGCACGCACUGGCACUGCUCAACCCUCAUCUCCCACUCCCCUUCCUCCCUCCUCUCACAUAUCGAAGCGCUCCCCCGACCCGCCCAAGACUCCGUAACGCUCUUUGCGUUGUCAAAGAAUACGCCGCAGGAGUUGGUAGGGCGGGUGAGGGAGGUGUUGGGCAAGGAAGGGCGGACAAGUCUAGGGACGCUGGCGGAAGUCGUCCCUUCGUCGCUACUUUCACGGCUAGCGCCAUCCCUCCCCUCCAAAGACGAGGCAUUCCAUCUCUCCCUCGCGACCUACUCUCCCACCUCGCCCUCAUCCCGCGCAAUCCCCUUCCGCUCAACUCUCCAAGGUCGACCACCCGUCGCUCUAGGCAGGGAAAUCCGGCCUUCCGAGAACGAGGAUCAGGGGGUGGAUGUUGGGUUUGAGAAGUUCUUGAGGGGGGAGAAAUGGGGGUUUGGGGAGAGUGAGCGGGGAGGAGAAGAGGGGGUGGACGAGUUGAGGGGUGUUGACCCGAAGGACGUCAAGGAGCUCGUUGUCUUCACCGCCGACCGGAUACAACCGUUCCUCGACUCGCACUCGAUCUAUUCUUCCGCCGCGACUGUCGGCAUGCUCGGUACCUCGACUCCCUUCCACUCGCCCUCGCACGCGCCUUUCUCGCUCUUCUACGGUUCGGAAGAGGCUUCGACUGGUGCAGUCGGCUUUGCGAUCGUGCAAAACUCGACGGGCGAGAGGAAGCAGCCGCGACUAGACUACGGCGGGUUGCAGCCGCUCGGCGAGCCUUACGAAGUAACAAGCUCGCAAGGCAACAUCGUCCUCUCCCUCUCCUCCCAAAACGCCGCCCGCCUCCUCCUCAGCGCGGUAAACGACCUCUUCGGGACAUCCGCUUCGAACCUUUCCGCUGCGCAGCGGAACCAGGAGAAGGAGAAGGAGUUCUUUGUUGCGGUGUAUGAGGGAAAGCCGGAGCUCCCGCUCGAUUUGAGCAAGGCGAGACACGUCUCGAAGAUCAUGGCCGGCGACCCUUCGCGCGGCGCGAUGUCGGUCGAGACGGAAGAACACGUCAAGAAGGGCUACUACGUCGUCUUCCUCCACCAUCCCUCCGAACCCUCCCUUCUCUCCUCCCUUCCCCCUUGCAAUACGCUCACCUUCCUCUCCGUCCCUCACUCCGACAUCCCUCCGCACUUCUCCACCUCCGAAACUCCAGCACAGGGAGAAGUAGUCGUGGUAGAUUCGUUCAUCGCUGCGAGCGAAAAUGGGGUGGUCGUGAAGCGGAGGGGGGAGAAGGCGAGGGUUUGUGCAAUUGUGGGGACGAGCGUGGGGUUGGAAUAG
Rhodotorula toruloides NP11 is the source of this 1374-nucleotide messenger RNA. RefSeq lists its product as uncharacterized. Bases 1 to 1374 code for a protein of 457 amino acids. The record is from RefSeq and is a predicted model, not a curated record. The transcript is spliced from 6 exons. NCBI's taxonomy places the organism in Eukaryota, Fungi, Basidiomycota, Microbotryomycetes, Sporidiobolales, Sporidiobolaceae.